AUGAACCAUCCAAUUAAUUUCUUCAUCUCUUUAUACAGUGUACCAUUUAGGGCUUGCUCAUAUUUGUAACCUAUUUGUAAUAUUAAGAAAAGGCUGAAGAUUGCCCAAAAACUGUAACGUGUAAUUUCCAUACUCAGACGGUUUAGAGCGAUCGAGCCUGGGCAAAGAAAACAGUUGCCUGACCUGUUCUGAUUCAGUAUAAGCAUAAACCUCUACAAGAUGGGAUUUUGGGAACGGUUUGCUUAUCUUACUCUGGGGGGUUUUGAAGGAUACUCACUACUCUGGCUCCAGUGGAGCUGCUGGGUGAAGUGAUGGCAUCAUUGUAUCUUAUGUCAUUGGCACUGAUGUGUGAAAGCGCAAACCGAGUGUAGUUUGAGCCAACAAUAAAGUAGCUUGUCGCUCCCAUAACUGAGAUUUUAAGGCAGCUGCAUCGGUGAACGUGUUAGAGAGACUCUCUGAAAUCGGCCAGAAGCAUCAGGUGAACGGUGUACCAUUUUCUGAGCAAGUAACUAACUCAGAAUAGGAUUUUCAGGGUAAUUGAAGCUCCUUUACCCAAGACUCAACAGAACAAACUAGCUUUAAUUCUGCAUUGUGACUGUUUCAUCUCAUACAGACAUACGUAGCUUUGAAGGGGAACGUUCCUAUACGCACUUUUACCAUGUCAGUGGGUGAAUUAUCUGUUGUGGGUUACUUGUCUUAUGUGAGUCUUUGGGUCCUAAUUUGACAGAUGCACACUGCAGGGAACUGGCAGGCAACAUAGAAGGGCAUGGCGUAAAGCUGUUUUGAUUAUUUGUACAGAUUCAGUUGGUAAUUUCUAAACAUGUGCACAGACCUAAGCCAAGUUUGACAGCAUAACAUUGACCACUCAGUUAGUAAAUUGACUGAUCAUUUAACUCAAAACAAUAUGGUUCCAAAUGGCUACGUAGGCUAUGCAGCUAUGCUCAACUGUGUGAAUACAAUUAUCCAGUAGCCUAUCAUAAAUCUGGGCCUUAGUGCGCCACAAAUUAAAUAAUAUGGUUUUGCAUUUUACAGCAUAGUACUCACUGAGUUUAGACCACUGAUCUACGCAAUGUUCUCCCAUUUCCUCUCCUAAAAUAUCCUAACAUCUCUCAGUAUAGUGACAUUUAAGACAGGCCUAAAGUGAGAAGGAGCGCAAUUUCUCUUUCUACAAAUGGAAUAAUUCUAUAAAAUAUUGAUAUAAUUUUCACUGUUAAUUAAAUGUUUUGUGGCUAACAUGUGAAAGAGGGAGAAAGAUCAAUUCUACCUGGCAGAAUUACUGUGCACGUUAAUCAACUUCAAGACGUAAAACAAUAUGCAUUCCCAUGUAUAGACCAAACCCGAAUGUUAACCGCUGGGCUGCAGAAAUGUGACAAACUCAAUGAAUAAACCAUGGUUGAUAGUCAUGAAAUGACGGUAACUCACAGCUUGUUGCCCUAUGAAAUGAGGGCACUUUGUCUUAACCCACUACAACACACUAUAGCUUUCAAAUGGUUUGCUGUUCCUUAGUGUCACAGAGAAGAGAUCUGAGUCACCUACACAGAGCUGUGUGUCCAUGAAGAGUGAUGCAUCAAAUGAGUUGAACCCACCCAACUUCAGAGAGGGAGAGCAACCCUCUGAGCAAAGAAAACCGCUGAAGAAGGAAACUCAAGGCAUGACAGAUCUGGCUCUCAAGUUGAAGAAUUUAUUCGAUAUCUUCUCUGAUCUUGAGGAAAAAGUAAUGGCAUUCAUGAAGCAUGAGUUGGAAAAGUUUAAGGAACUUCUGGGAAAAGAAACUACCAAAUGCUAUGACAGUCAAGAUGAUAACUACAGAGCCAGAGAGGGGGCUCUUGACAUCGCAUUGCACUUCCUAAAGAAGAUGGACCACAAUGACCUUGCAAAUACUCUGGAGAAAUGUCCAAUUGAGAUGUGUCAGCGGGAGCUUAAAUUAAAUCUGAAGAAGAGCUAUGAAUGUGUAUCUGAAGGAAUAGCAGUGCAAGGAGACCGUAAACUCCUUGAAAAGAUUUACACAGAGCUCUAUAUCACAGAGGGUGGAAUUGGUGCAGUCAAUAAAGAACAUGAAGUGAGACAAAUUGAGAAAGCAGCUGGAAGUUCAGAAACACAAGAGAAACCGAUUAAGUGCAACAAUAUCUUUCAAGCGUUACCUGGACAAGACAAGCCCAUUAGAACCGUGCUUACAAAGGGAGUCGCUGGCGUGGGAAAAUCCAUUUCUGUGCAGAAGUUCAUUCUGGACUGGGUGAAAGAAAAUGCAAAUCAAGACAUUGGGUUGAUUUUUCCACUUCCUUUCCGGGAGCUGAACUUGAUGACCAAGAAAGUCAGUUUUGUGGACAUUCUCCAUAAAUUUUUCCCAGAGACAAAGGGAUUGAUGUUUACCAAAAAUAAAAACUACAAAGUCCUGUUUGUGUUUGAUGGCCUGGAUGAAUAUCAACAUCCUCUUGCGUUCCACAAAAAUGAGAUCUGGUCUGACAUAACCGCACCAACCUCAGUGGAUGUACUUCUAACAAACCUCAUCAAGGGAAAUCUGCUUCCCUCUGCUCUCAUUUGGAUAACUACCAGGCCAGCAGCAGCCAGUCGCAUUCCUCCUGACUGUAUUGACCAGGUGGCCGAGAUACGCGGGUUUAAUGACGAACAGAAAGAGGAGUACUUCAGAAAGAGAAUCACAGACGUGGAUCUGGCUGACAGAGUCAUAGAACACAUCAGACACAAAGAAUCAAGGAGCCUCUACAUCAUGUGCCACAUCCCAGUCUUCUGUUGGAUCGCAGCCACUGUUCUUGAAAGAAUAUUGGAGAAAAAAGAGGAAACAGCGGUCAACAAGGCUACAGAAGCUAAAGAGGAAACAGAAGCUAAAGAAGUUACAGAAGCUACAGAGGCUAAAGAGAAAACAGAAGCUGCAGAGGCUACAGAGGUCAACAAGGCUACAGAAGCUAAAGAGGAAACAGAAGCUAAAGAAGUUACAGAGUCUAAAGAGGAAACAGAAGCCACAGAGCCUACAGAGGUCAAAGAGGCUACAGAGGUCGAGGAGGCUAAAGGGGCUACAGAGGAAACAGAGAAAACAAUCAGUACUGACAAACAGCAAACCUUGAAGACACUGACACAAAUGUACUCACACUUUCUGAUCUUUCAGACCAGACGAAAGACUGAGAAGUAUGGUGAGACAUAUGAUUUGGGCACAAAGUGGGAUGAAAAGAGCAUUAUGGCUCUGGGACAGCUUGCUUUUCAAAACUUGUUGGAAAACAAUCUGAUCUUCUGUGAAAGCGACCUGAAAGCGUGUGGCAUUACUGUGGAGGAUGCAUCUGUGUACUCAGGAAUGUGCACACAGAUCUUUAAAGAGGACUUAGGAGUGUUUCUUGACACUGCAUUCUGCUUUGUACAUCUGACCAUUCAGGAGUUUUUUGCAGCGUUAUAUGCACACAUGUGUAUCAACAAACACCAAAGAAAUGUUUUUGUCGACCAGAACACAUCACCGAAGAAAGAAAGUAACACAGUGAUUGGAUUGCUCAAGAAUGCAGUGGACAAGGCUUUGGGAAGUGACAGUGGACAAUUAGACCUUUUUCUCCGCUUUAUUCUCGGUUUCUCACUGGAGUCCAAUCAGAAGCUCUUACAAGGUUUACUGACACAGACAGGAGACAGCUCACAGAGCAAAGAGGAAAUAGUCAGAUACAUCAAGGAGAAGUUCAAAGAGAAUCCUUCUGCAGAGAGAUCCAUCAAUCUGUUCCACUGUCUAAAUGAGCUAAAUGACAAAUCUCUAGUGGAGGAGAUCCAAAACCACCUGAAGUCUGGAAGUCUCACUAGCACCCAGCUCUCCUCCGCCCAGUGGUCAGCUCUGGUCUUUGUGUUGCUGACAUCAGAAGAGCAGAUGGAAGAGUUUGACCUUAAAAAGUUCAUCAGGUCAGAUGAAUGUCUUAGGAGACUCCUGCCAGUGGUCAAAACAGCCACAAAAGCAUUGCUGGACAACUGCAAUCUAACACCGGCAUGCUGUUCAGCUCUUGCCACAGUCCUCAGCUCCAAUUCCUCCAGUCUGAGAGAGCUAGACCUGGACAACAAUAAGAUACAAGAUUUAGGAGUGCAGUUUCUUGCUACCCAACUGCACAAUCCACAAUGUAAACUGGAGAUCCUGAGACUUUCUGACUGUGGAAUAACAGGUGAAGGAUAUGCCAAUCUGGCUUCAGCUCUCAAAUCAAACCCCUCACACCUGAUGGAGCUGGACAUGAGAGGGAACGACCCUGGAGACUCUGGAGUGAAGCUGCUCUUGGACUUACAGAAGGAACCAGCCUGUAAACUAAAGAAAAUCAGGUUGUUGAGUGAUGCUGCAGAGAAAGCCUGUGCGUAUCUGACUUCAGUUCUAGGUACAAACCCCUUACUCCUGACAGAGCUGGAUCUGAAUGGGAAGAAACCAGGAGACUCAGGAGUGAAGCAGCUCUCUGCUAUACUGGAGGAUUCACACUGCAGACUGGGAAAAAUAACGCUUAAUGACAGUGGUAUAACAGAAGAAGGCUGUGCUACUCUGACUUCAGCUCUGUCAUCAAACCCCUCACACUUGACAGAGCUGAAUCUGGGUGGGAAUAAACUAGGAGACUCAGGAGUGAAGCACAUCUAUGUUCUACUGGAGAAUCCAGACUGUAAACUGCAGAAACUAGGGCUUAAUGACAGUGGUAUAACAGAAGAAGGCUGUGCUGUUCUGACUUCAGCUCUGUCAUCAAACCAUUCACACCUGAUAGAGCUGAAUCUGGGUGGGAAUAAACUAGGAGAUUCAGGAGUGAAGGACAUCUCUGUUUUACUGAAGAAUCCACACUGUAAACUGCAGAAACUGGGACUGUCAGACUGUAGUGUAACAGGACAUGAAUAUGCUGUUCUGGCCUCAGCUCUGAAAUCAAACACCUCACACCUGGUGGAGCUGGACCUGAGAGGAAACAACCCUGGAGACUCUGGAGUGAAGCUUCUCACUGAUGUUCUACUGGAUCCUGACUGUAAACUGAAGAGACUAAGGUUGUUGAAGAGUGAUGCUGCAGAGGAAGCCUGUAAAUAUCUGACUUCAGUUCUAAGAAUAAACCCCUUACUCUUGAAAGAACUGGACCUGAGUGGGAAAAGACUAGGAGACUCAGGAGUGAAGCAGAUCUCUGCCCUACUGGAGGAUUCACAGUGCACGUGGAGGAAACUUAGUCUGUCAGACAAUAGUGUAACAGGAGAUGGAUACGCUGUUCUGACUUCAGCUCUGAAAUCAAACCCCUCACACCUGGUUGAGUUGGACCUGAGAGGAAACAACCCUGGAGACUCUGGAGUGAAGCUCCUCACUGAUAUUCUACUGGAUCCUGACUGUAAACUGAAGACACUAAGGUUGUUGAAGAGUGAUACUGCAGAGAAAGCCUGCGCUUAUCUGACUUCAGUUCAAGAUACAAACCCCUUACUCCUGACAGACCUGGAUCUGGGUGGGAAGAAACUAGGAGACUCAGGAGUGAAGCAGCUCUGUGCUCUACUGGGGGAUUCACACUGCAAACUGAAGACACUUAAUCUGUCAGACUGUAGAAUAACAGGAGAUGGAUACGCUGUUCUGGCUUCAGCUCUGAAAUCAAACACCUCACACCUGGUGGAGCUGGACCUGAGAGGAAACAACCCUGGAGACUCUGGAGUGAAGCUCAUCACUGAUGUUCUACAGGAUCCUGACUGUAAACUGAAGAGACUAAGGUUGUUGAAGAGUGAUGCUGCAAAGGGAGCCUCUGCGUAUCUGACUUCAGUUCUAGAUAAAAACCCCUUACUCCUGAAAGAACUGGAUCUGAGUGGGAAAAGACUAGGAGACUCAGGAGUGAAGCAGAUCUCUGCCUUACUGGAGGACUCACAGUGCACGUGGAGGAAACUUAAUCUUUCAGACAAUAGGGUAACAGGAGUUGGAUACGCUGUUCUGACUUCAGCUCUGAAAUCAAACCCCUCACACCUGGUGGAGCUGGACCUGAGAGGGAAUGACCCUGGAGACUCUGGAGUGAAGCUCCUCACUGAUUUACAUAAUGUACUUAAUAAAACACAUUGUAAACUGAGGUUGUUGGAGAAUGAUGCUGCAGAGAAAGCCUGUGCUUAUCUGACUUCAGUUCUAGGUACAAACCCCUUACUCCUGACAGAGCUGGAUCUGAGUGGGAAGAAACCAGGAGACUCAAGAGUGAAGCAGUUAUGUGCUCUACUGGAGGAUUCACACUGCAAACUGAAGACACUUAAUCUGUCGGACUGUAAAAUAACAGGAGAUGGAUACGUUGUUCUGGCUUCAGCUCUGAAAUCAAGCACCUCACACCUGGUGGAGCUGGACCUGAGAGGAAACAACCCCGGAGACUCUGGAGUGAAGCUCCUCACUGAUGUUCUACAGGAUCCUGACUGUAAACUGAAGAGACUAAGGUUGUUGAAGAGUGAUGCUGCAGAGGAAGCCUCUGCGUAUCUGACUUCAGUUCUAGAUAAAAACCCCUUACUCCUGAAAGAACUGAAUCUGAGUGGGAAAAGACUAGGAGACUCAGGAGUGAAGCAGAUCUCUGCCCUACUGGAGGACUCACAGUGCACGUGGAGGAAACUUAAUCUUUCAGACAAUAGGGUAACAGGAGUUGGAUACGCUGCUCUGACUUCAGCUCUGAAAUCAAACCCCUCACACCUGGUGGAGCUGGACCUGAGAGGGAAUGACCCUGGAGACUCUGGAGUAAAGCUCCUCACUGAUUUACAUAAUGUACUUAAUAAAACACAUUGUAAACUGAGGUUGUUGGAGAAUGAUGCUGCAGAGAAAGCCUUUGCUUAUCUGACUUCAGUUCUAGGUACAAACCCCUUACUCCUGACAGAGCUGGAUCUGAGUGGGAAGAAACCAGGAGACUCAACAGUGAAGCAGUUAUGUGCUCUACUGGAGGAUUCACACUGCAAACUGAAGACACUUAAGCUUAAGGAUAGCAACAUAACAGAAGAAAGCUGUGCUGCUCUGACUUCAGCUCUGACAUCAAACCCCUCACACCUAAUAGAGCUGAAUCUGAGUGGGAAUAAACUAGGACGCUCAGGAGUUAUACAGAUUUCAUCCCUACUGACUAAUCUACGCUGUAAACUGGAGAAACUAGAACUGUCAGACUGUAGUGUAACAGGAGAUGGAUAUGCUGCUCUGGCUUUAGCUCUGAAAUCAAACCCCUCACAACUGGUGGAGCUGGACCUGAGAGGGAACGACCCCGGAGACUCUGGAGUGAAGCUGCUCACUGAUUUACAUAAUUUACUUGAUGAUCAAAAAUGUAAACUUCAGUCGUUGAGGUUGUUGAAGUGUGAUGCUGCAGAUGAAGCCUGUGCUUAUCUGACUUCAGUUCUGGGUAAAAACCCCUUACUCCUGACAGAGCUGGAUCUGAGUGGGAAGAAACCAGGAGACUCAGGAGUGAAGCAGUUCUGUGCUCUACUGGGGGAUUCACACUGCAAACUGAAGAAACUUAAGCUUAAUGACAGCAGUAUAACAGCAGAAGGCUGUGCUGAUCUGACUUUAGCUCUCAGAUCAAACCCCUCACACCUGAUAGAGCUGAAUCUGAGUGGGAAUAAACUAGAAGACUUAGGAGUGAAGCACAUCCCUGCUUUACUACAGAAUCCACACUCUAAACUACAGAGACUGCUGCUAAAUAAGAGCAGUAUAACCGCAGAAGGCUGUGAUGCUCUGACUUCAGCUCUCAGAUCAAACCCCUCACACCUGAUAGAGCUGAAUCUGAGUGGGAAUAAAUUAAGAGACUCAGGAGUGAAGCACAUCUCUGUUCUACUGGAGAAUCCACACUGUAAACUGGAGAAACUGCUACUUUCUGACUGUGGUAUAACAGGAGAGGGAUAUGCAACUCUGACUUCAGCUCUCAAAUCAAACCCCUCACACCUGAUAGAGCUGGACCUGAGAGGGAAUAACCCUGGAGACUCAGGAGUGAAGCUCCUCACUGAUUUACAUAAUUUACUUAAUGUUAAAAAACUUCAGACCCUGAGGUUGUUGAACAGUGAUGCUGCAGAGGAAGCCUGUGAUUAUCUGACUUCAGUUCUGGGUACAAACCCCUUACUCCUGACAGAGCUGGAUCUGAGUGGAAAGAAACCAGGAGACUCAGGAGUGAAGCAGUUCUGUGCUCUACUGAAGGACUCUCACUGCAAACUGACGACACUUAAGCUUAAUAACAGCAGUAUAACAGCAGGAGGCUGUGCUGCUCUGACUUCAGCUCUCAGCUCAAACCCCUCACACCUGAUAGAACUGGAUUUGAGUGGGAAUAAACCAGGAGACUCAGGAGUGGAUUAUAUAUCUGCUUUACUACAGGAUCCAAACUGUAAACUACAGAGACUACUGCUUAAUGACAGCAGUAUAACAGAAAGAGGCUGUGCUACUCUGACUUCAGCUCUGACAUCAAACCCCUCACACCUGACAGAGCUGCAUCUGAAAGGGAAUCAACUAGGAGACUCAGUGAAGCUGCUGUCUGCUCUUUUGGUGGAUCCAAACUAUAAACUUGAGAAACUGGAAUUGGACCAUGGUUUAUUGAAAACACUUACCAGUGGUGCAGUGAAUGUCAUGACCAAUUUGCCCGGUGCCGGUGCUGUCUCGAGUUUCGUGACCAGUUUGUGGUCAGGAAAGCAAGAACAGGAGCCUGACUCCUCAGCUCAGAGAGUGCAAGAGAGUGACAUUACCAGUGACGUGUCUACAUCAGGGGCAGAUGGUGGCAGUGCACUUGACCAGGAAGAGCAAGAGAGUGACACUACCAGUGGCGUCUCUACAUCAGGGGCAGAUGGGGCCAACGCAGGCCAUUGACCAUUUACCAGAAGACAACGGUACCGGUGUCUGAUACAUCUUUCUGAACAGAUAAAGGUUUAUAAUAUUAUAACAGCACUUACUGCAAAUGUGUGGAUUGUAAAUAUUGCUGACUCUGCCUCUGAAAUAUGAUUAAACUGUUAUUGUUUGUGAUCCUGUAAUCUGUUACUGAUGUUUAAAGAGCCCAGACAUAGCUGACCCAAACCUCAGUCCUCAGUGGGAGAGCUAUAGCUGUGAUAGUCAUAACCCUGAGAAACAUGCCUUCACAAUAUUCAGAAGAUAUUGUAGAUGUCUGCACUGAAAUAAGUCAAAUAAUUUGUAUAUGUACACAUAUUGGAACCCCUUGUGGGACAAUUUGAGAUAGAUACAGCAUAAGGGCAGUAGUCCUCAGGUGGAGAUAGCAGCCUUCAACCUACAGUGGCAUUCUCUGAGAUGGGCUUGGGCUCCCAUCACUAACUGUAAUGACGUAAUGAGUGACUUCAAGACUGGUACCAUAUCUCUGAGAGAUCCGUCGCUACCAGAAGUCCGCCGAGCUGCUGAUCCACGAGCUUUCUCUCCAGUGUCUGGUCAGAGAUCGCUCAGGACUUCAAGACUGAUCUGUACUUCAGAGCUCUGCUGUCAUGGCUGCUCAGGAGCCCAGCGAGGCUUAGCUGGUUGGUCUGUUUGAGGACACCAAUCUGUGCUCCAACCAUGCCUGGAGAGUCACCAUCAUGCCGAAGGACAUCCAGCUGGCUCGUCACAUCCAUGGGGGUGUGUGCUUAAAUCCUCAAGAUAUCCCUUAACCCACCAAAUCACUUCCCCUCACAUGGGCUAUGCGCACUGGACUCCAUCUCACGAUUCAAAACUGCUAAUAAAACCCAUCUGUUUUUAAACAAG
Molecule: messenger RNA, 9634 nt
Organism: Clupea harengus (Atlantic herring)
Lineage: Eukaryota; Metazoa; Chordata; Actinopteri; Clupeiformes; Clupeidae
Product: protein NLRC5-like
Exons: 32
Coding region: 1553-8758 (2401 amino acids)
Molecular function (GO): protein binding
Source: RefSeq, a predicted model, not a curated record